Molecule: messenger RNA, 1107 nt
Organism: Strongylocentrotus purpuratus (purple sea urchin)
Lineage: Eukaryota; Metazoa; Echinodermata; Echinoidea; Camarodonta; Strongylocentrotidae
Product: netrin receptor UNC5B-a-like
Exons: 4
Coding region: 342-935 (197 amino acids)
Biological process (GO): netrin-activated signaling pathway
Cellular component (GO): membrane
Molecular function (GO): netrin receptor activity
Source: RefSeq, a predicted model, not a curated record
UAUCCCUUUAAAUAGAAAUUAACAAAAUGAGAGAAAAGGAGAAAAAGAUUUACACGUGCACACGUCCAAAUACUAGAACCUUGAAACUCUCAUUAUAAUCUGUCGGUGAGUUGAAGUACCGUAUUAUUUUGAAGAAGCAAAAAGAUAUACUUGUGGGUUUCUUAACUUAGACUUUAUCCAAUGAUACAGAGAAAUUCCUCACAGGACACUGCUUGCGUUCGCCCGUCAGAUUAGACCGAAACAGUUCUUUGAGAUUGGCGGGAUGCUGGGAUUCAAACACGUCAUAGUUACAACACACCGAACAUCGGAUACUAAACAAUAGGAAAAACGCUAACAUCAAAAUGCUCUCAAGUUGGAUAGCAUCUCAUACUUCAGGGUCUAUAGCAAAGCAGACACUAAAGUCGGAUGGGGAGUCUGUGGAGGAUGUUUCGAAAUCAGAGAAAACCAAGGAUGGUGCAAAGGGCAUUGCUCUCUUGAAUACGGAAACUGCUGGCACCUCUCAAGCUUUACCUGACGAAUCAUAUCAAGGAACUACGGAGGCCAAGAAGAACGAUUUUGACAAUCUUCUGGAAAAGGCGCAAUUUGGAUCAGACAGUGUAGAGCCAAUAGACCACGCUUUAGAUGGUAGUUCUGCAACUGGAAAGUUUGGGGCCCUUGGAGGGAAACUGUCAACCAAAUGUCAUGGUUUUGUACUCCACAUUCCACCUGAUGCUCUUGAGAAAGAUGAGGAAAUCAGCCUUCGGGUCCUGACCGAGAUUCCAAAUAGUCUCACACUUAAAAAAGACGAGCUUCUAGCCAGCCAUGGCUUCCAGUGCUACCCGUCCGGGCUACGCUUUAAGAAACCGGCAAUGUUGAUAAUACCUCACUGUGCAUUAGUUAGUGCUCAUAACAAUGUAAAGACCGUACUGUAUUUCUGGAAUCAGUCAGGUAACUAAAUCUUGUUUUUUGAGCCUUUCCGCAAGUACAAUAUUACUACAUCGCAUUUAUAACGCGCCGAAUACUUUGUUUCUAUGCGCAGUAUUAUUACCCCGGUCAUCGGAUGCAGGCUUACCCGCACACAUAAUAUAUGCACAUAUUCGACUCCCUGGGGAGCAUUCCGGCCAGUCG